This is a messenger RNA of Cyprinodon tularosa, 3569 nucleotides long. RefSeq names its product thrombospondin type-1 domain-containing protein 1. The coding region runs from base 345 to 3122 and encodes 925 amino acids. Lineage: Eukaryota; Metazoa; Chordata; Actinopteri; Cyprinodontiformes; Cyprinodontidae. The record is from RefSeq and is a predicted model, not a curated record. The transcript is spliced from 8 exons. Gene Ontology annotation, cellular component: cell periphery.
CGGACUUCCAUAUUGGUUUAUCAUCGGUUAUAAACAUAACAUUUCAAAUAUUAAUUUCUCAAUCAUUAAAUGGAAUUAAAAUGUAAGCAAUUAUUAGAUAAAUGCCUACAGCUUUUAACUGUCAGUGGGGAUUGAUGGCACGCGGUCUGACGCUGAAACAAUAACGCGCUUCAGACUUCCCCUGGAUCCGGACCGCUGGCUGGAAGCGAAACUCUGAUCAUUUCAACGUUGCUUUAGCGAAAACUGGACGGAAUAAUGCGCUUUCCGCAAACUAAAUACAUGUGAAUGACGGUGGGGAGAGAUGGUCAUGUGGUAUAGAGGGAAGAAAGGACACAGACAUCGGAAUGCCACAGGCUAUCUCUCUGCUGGCCUUCCUUCUUGUGCUCAUAGGAUACGCUUUUGCAGGGCUCAGUAUAUGGCCCUCUUUCCACGUGGCCCUAAGUAAUGGAAGUGUAUUUGUGGACUUCAGUGUAAAAUCCAAAAACAACUCCAUCAGCAACAUGAGCCUCUCCCUAGUCAACAUGGAAACCAAUACCUCGGUUCUGUCCAGGCCCCUCCCCGGCCACCAACUGGUCGGUAGGGAGGAGUUUGAUUGUUCCUGCUUCCUGUAUGCAGGAACUUUCCGGUUCCUGUUGAGGCAAACAAGCAUCACUACUAUUCCCAAUGCUAAUGGCUCAGAUGUCAGCCACACGGUGACCUCAGCCUCCUGGUGGAGCUCUGAGCUGCAAGUGCAAUGGCCCACUUUUCACAUUUCUGUGGAGAGGGCAGGAAACCAUUCUGAAUAUUUUCAGGUUGGCUUAUCCACUAAUGAACACUUCCAGGCUUGCUCCAGUGGCAUGGACUCAGCCCUCCUCUUAGAAGUCAGUUACUCGGAGUACAACCAGAUUGGACGAAACACCACUAACAAAGUCCGAGGUCAAAUACGGAAACCAAUCAAGCCACUUCGUUCGCAGAGAGUUGAGCUGCCCUGUGCUUUCUGGUUCACGGAGAGAGACUUCAUCACAGUGGUCAUACGAUCCCCUCACACAGAACAAGAAGUGAAGAACUCCGGACCUCUCUAUCCAUCCCGUAUUUUCCCCUACAAACUACUGGUGGAAAACGUCAACGCUUAUAAAAGUGGUUGCAUGGACACAAUGACUGUGAAGAUGAUAACGCCACCAUGUACCCAUGUUAAUGGGAAAAUACAGCUAUAUAACGCAAGUAUUGGAAAGGGGGGUGAUUUUACAUCCACUGUGAUGGAGCCUGAACCAGAGGAAUCUUCUUUGCUGGCAUUUAAUUGGCUGACACAAGAGGAAAAUGAGACUGAAUUCAACUGCUCAGUUUUUUACCCAGGAAGGAAUAAGUACUGCUUCCGCUUUGUUUUCAAUUUUAGUCGAUUGUCUAGUCCAGCAGAGAAGUGUCUGGUGGUUUACAGAAGUGCAGAAUCUUGGGGGCCCUGGCAGCCAUGGAGUGUUUGCAGUGUGAGUUGUGGAGAAGGGGUGAGAGAAAGAGCACGGGAGUGUUUGCUGCCCUCAGGUGUGGAAGGCGUGAAGUGCGCUGGCAUGGUGAAGGAACGGUCUCCAUGCUCCCUGGAGGACUGUAAUAUGUUAUCUUCUCCAUCUCCAUCCCUGCCUUCUGUACCUGUGGGAGCAUCGCGGUUUGGUGGGAACAUGAUUGUGGUGUUGGGUAUUUCAUUCUGCUUGGCAGUGAUCAUGGUGACUAUAGUGGUGACUGUGUGGAGAAAGCUUUACCAGACUCCUCAGUGUAGCUCGGUCCAUAGAGGCUCCAUUCAUCCCCCGGGGGGGCGCAAGCUUUCAGAUGAGGCCUCCAUCUGUGGCCACAGUCUUCAAAGACCCAGUCUUUCUGAUGGUCAUUUCCCAUCGGCUGCAGUCAUUCCCCAAAAACGACCCUCACUUGGAGCUCCGCCUCUCUCGCCACAGGCACCAGUGAUGACACUUUCACAGGAUCCAGAAAGGCUAUCUCCCACAGGUCAGAAGGUGUUACCACCAAUAUUUGGCUACCGUCUGGCUCAGCAGCAGCUAAAAGAGAUGAAGAAGCAGGGCUUAAAGGAGGCCACCCAGCUGUACCAUGUCUCCUCAAGCCCAGUCCAUGACACUGUGGUAGAGACAUGUGCCUCACCCACCACCUCCCCUGUUCCAUCCCCUACUGGAUUUGUUUGUUCUGCUCUACCUGUGGGUACGCAGGACACUGCUAACAGCAGCCAUGUUGGCACAUCUACUCCUCUGUCUGAGGCUUCACGUUCCAGAGUGGAGUUUGUUUCAGGUCCUUCUGACUCGGGGAGGAGCUCUAGAUGGCGAGACCGCACAGCUGACUGGGUGGAGAUGGUAGAGAGGAGUAAGAUGGCCGGUCUUAGGGGAGGAGAUGCAGUAUCGGGGAAUAGUUACAACAGGAAUCCAAACUUCAGACGGACCUCCAGCUUUAAUGACACCAAACUCCUUUCAACUUCCUCAGCUCAAUCCGUGCAUUUUAGAGAAAGGAGCAUGACCCAGGUGGGAUCUCGGACUCUUCCAGAAGGAAGUUCUUGGACCAAAGGGAAAUGGGAGAGACAGCCUCACCCCUCUUACCCCAUCCCUGAGCACAGAGUCUCAGAUUGGAGUACAACAAAACCCCAAAUUCACAGCCAGAGGAGGACUUCUCAAAAUACUCAAGUCAAACACAUGGGAACAAACACAAAAACCUCAUUAUCUGAUAAACAUGUUAAAGACUUCAGUGGCACAGGGGAAAGAAAGACGCUUGUCGACUCUGGAGGCAGAGGUGGAAAUUUGGUCUCAGGGAUCGGAGGUCCAUCCCUCACACUCUCCUGGUCUCGUGAGGUGAAUCAUCUGGAUGUAGAGCGAGCUGAGCGGGCUGAGCAGAACUGGAAUCGGCGAGGCCCCUCACCUAUCCAGGGAAACAUCCUGGCCAGGAAACUGAAAGAAGCUCAGCUGUGCUCUGGAGGCAAAGGACGCCAGCGCAGCUCCAGCUUUAACAUGUCUUCAUCUGAGUGUAGGAGGGAUUGGUGCCAAUCACUGCCAAUAUCUAGAGACCAGAGCAGCAGUGGUGGCUCCCCCUACAGGCUGAGUGAGGCAGAACAGAGGAUGCUGGACUUGGAUCUGUCCCCAGUGUUUGUACAGAAGGAGUAGAAGAGCAUAUUACCCCUCAUUUCCACUGGGUUACACUGCCAUGUUAACAUUAUGGUAAAAAGAAAAAAAAAAUACAACUAACUCUUUAACACUUUUAAUGUAUAAUUUUGAAUAUUUGCAAGUUAUGAUAGACAAUUUCACCCUUUCUGCAACGUCAAGCAUCUUUAGAAGAACAACAUCAUAAAAAAUCCAACACAUGAAGGGUUUAUAUAAACUGUUAAGCCACAGUUUCAGUCAUGCUGUGAAGCCUCAAUGUUUAUUGCUGUAGAUAUUGUGGUAAUUUCUUCAGGGACCUUUAGAAUCUGUAUAUUAAUUUGUAUAUACUGGAGAAGCAUCGAUAUGUGCACAUGUUAUAUAUAUACUGUUAAACUGGAAUUUCUUUUGAGAUGUUCUACAGUGCCUUAAAAGAUAUGUACUGUGAUUUUUUUAGACUGUCUUGCGUUACAA